AACGGCCAGUCUCCCGUAUAUAAUUUAAAUACGUUAAGUCAAAAUAGUUUUGACUAUUAAAAAUAGUUUACAAGUUUCUGAAAUUCGACAGAUACUUGGUGUAUUACUUAUUUGAAACGAGCAUUGCUUCAAAACAGUAAAACAGUAGCCUGUUCAUGACACGCCUCCCUUAAGACGUACGCAACAUAGGUUAUCCCCGAUGACUCGCUGAAAGAAAAAGUAGUAAUUGGUGAAGGAAGUGCCACAAGACGCGCCCUGGACAGACACAUGGAGCAAAGAACACGGAGCUUUUCAACAGAGAAGAUGGAGAGUAAAGGAAGCUCCAGCAAUCCACCUCCACCGGACAUGCACAUAUCUCCUGCAGAUGAGUGUGUCGGCUCUGAGGAGACCCAACAACAGAGUUUGGGUCAAUCAGAUGGGGCUCAGGAUAAGAAUGACACCCAGAUCCAUGCUGGGACCUCUGCCACCCUCAGAGGGACACCCACUCCUUCCAGCACUAAACUAUGUGGCUACCUCAACAAGCAGGGUGGACCUCUCAAAGCCUGGAAGUCCCGCUGGUUUGUCUACGAGGAGAAGAGCUGUCAGCUGUUUUACUACCGUAUGGCACAGGAUAUCAAUCCUCUGGGUAAGGUGGAUCUGUCUCGUGCCACGUUCAGCUACCCACUGCAUGGAGAGGAGGGAACCUUUCACAUACAGACACCAGAGCGCACUGUCAUUCUCAAGGCACCUAACAGGGAUGCCCAGAUGUACUGGUUGCAGCAGCUGCAGAUGAAACGUACAUUAUACAGGGAGCAGCAUGCUGAACACAAGUCCAUACCCAGACCCGACAACCACAAAUUGGAAAGCACCCCAUCAGCAAACAACUGCCGUGAGGAGCUGCUUCACCUUCAAACGGUUGACUUCUUGCCCAUAGUGAAGACACCUUCUGGCCUGGUGGGUGAAGAAGCUGCCAGUCUGCCUGCACCUGGAUUACACAGCCCGCUCAACAUGUCAAUCAAACAUCCACUAAUUGAGCUGCAGAACACAAUGCGCAGUUUCCGAAACCGGCACUCACAGGAAAUUAGACAAAGCGUUUUCCAUAUUGAUGACUCAACUGACAAACAAAAAACACCCUCAUCUAAGACAUCUGUUUUAGCGGUUCCCACACCCAGUUCUUCUCAAAGCCCAGAAUCCCCUGCUAAUGCCAAGUCUGAGCAAGAUCUCUCCACCAUUUCACUAAUCAAAAAGAAUAGCAAAGAAAAGUCCAAAUCACUGGAGCUCAAGGACACAUCUCGACUUCAACAUGAAAAACAUUCCUUGGCAGAAGAGGUCAAAGCGCAGAAGGAGUUGGUGUUGCUGUUACAUAAUGUGCUAGAAGCUGCUCAGCUGGAGAAGCGCACCUGUGCUCAGUUUCUAGCCGCUGAGGGGGAGCAGGAGCGUUUGGAGCUCAUCAGACACGGCGAGCGACGUGCGGCCGAACUGCGAGACCAUCUGGAAUCCCUGCAGCAAGAGAAAGAGAACCUACGGAGGGAUCUGAACCAGAGGGACGCCCAUAUCGCCAAACUCCAGGAGAGUGUCCAGCUCCUGAUGCACAAGAAUCAAGCCAAACAGGAAGUGAUAGUGAAGCUGUCUGAGAAGUUAGCAGUCUGUGGGGAAGACCAGCAGUGCACCAAUGGGCUGCAUUCAGAGGCCAUAAAACAGAUAACAAUCGAGAAUGAGAAUUUGAAAGACGAUUUGAAGGCAUAUAAAACUCAGAACCAGUACCUAAACUCUGAGAUCUACCAUCUGACAACACUUUGGAGAAAAAGUUGCGAACAGGAGCAAAGUCUGAUAGUAAAGUGUGCUGUUCUGGAGGCCAAUAGCUGUCAGAUGGAAAGCAGAUACCUUGGAAUCCUCCAGAAGCUCCAGGACAGUAAGGAAUUGAAUCCAGAGCAGAGAGAAGCGAUCAAGAAAGUGGUUAAAGAUGCAGUUCGGGCAGACCUGAGCACCGCCGUCAAACUAAACUCAAUCAGGGAUUACGAUGAAUAUGGAUUUAAGAUUGCAAUGGACUACAAAGUUGAGGACCUGAAGCUCCUUGCUAAGAUCCAGGCCCUGGAGAUCCGAUCCCAAACCCUGCUGAGCCAGGAGGAAUGCGACGGGCCAUUGUUGGCUCGUUGCGCUCAGCUCCUGUUUGGACGCCCUGAAGGAGAACUGUCUUCAUCCACAGAAUUGAAGAAUCUGCUCCGGACAGGCUUACCGCGCGAGUACCGUGCGAGGGUUUGGCGUUUUAUGAUACAAACUAGGACCAAGUCUCAAAAAGAGCGUCAUCCCAAUCGCUAUGAGGAACUGUGCAAGAAGAGCAGAACCUCGCCUCACCUGGUGCCCAGACAGAUCCAGCUGGACCUGGAUCGUACGCUGACCUCCAAUCAAUACUUUUCCCCUCCUUCAAGCCCCUUGAUUCAGAAGCUGGAGAGAGUUCUGCAGGCGUUCUCAUGGCAAAACCCCACCAUUGGCUACGUGCAGGGACUCAACAGACUGGCAGCCAUUGCUCUGCUGGUAUUACAGGAUGAGGAAGAUGCCUUCUGGUGCUUGGUAGUGAUUGUGGACUACAUCAUGCCUCCUCAUUACUACACUAAAGACCUGGUGGGCUGUCAGGCCGACCAGCGUGUGCUGAAGGACCUCAUGUCUGAGAAGCUGCCUCGACUCACGGCUCAUCUGGAAGCGCUAAAAGUAGACGUGUCACUCAUCACUGUUGAAUGGUUUCUGGUGUUGUUCGUUGAGAGUCUGCCUACACGCAUACUGUUUAAAGUAUGGGACGCCUUCCUGUAUGAGGGCAUCAAGGUGAUAUUUCGCUAUGCAUUGGCUCUUUUCAAAUACAAAGAGGAAAUCAUCUUAAAGAUCAAUGACAGUGUUGAGAUGUACCAGUAUAUCCGCAUCUUCCCCUACACCAUUGCGGAUGGAAGGAAGCUGACGAGUAUUGCCUUCAACGAUAUGAACCCACUGCCCAUGAAGCUGCUACAGAACCGGCGCGCCGCACAUCUGGAACGCCUCCAUGCUGAGAUUAAAGAGCUGGAGAACUUACGGAAAGCAUACAAAGCUGAACAAGUCCAGUGCAAAGACAAAGAGUUGGACACCCUGGCUAGUGAGGAUGAAGAGGAGGUAUAAGACAUCAAACAUAAGCUCUUGAUGCAUGUGUUAAAGCCUCGAAUGCUGAGUGAGAAACACUAAAGAAAAACAACUCAUCAUCAUUUAUUCACCCUCAUGUUGUUCCAAACCCAUAAGUAUCAGUUCUUUUCCAUUUAAUGAAAGUGAAUGGAGAUGGCACAAUACAUUCAUUAAUUUAACUAUAUUCCAAGUCUUCCAAAGCUAUAUAAUGGGUGGCUAUAUAAUGAGGCAAAGACCAGUGGCUUUUAUCAGAAUGAUAUGAAGGGGAGUAAAUGAUAGCAAA
Molecule: messenger RNA, 3406 nt
Organism: Onychostoma macrolepis
Lineage: Eukaryota; Metazoa; Chordata; Actinopteri; Cypriniformes; Cyprinidae
Gene: tbc1d2
Product: TBC1 domain family, member 2
Exons: 15
Coding region: 268-3123 (951 amino acids)
Source: RefSeq, a predicted model, not a curated record